AUGGCCUCACGCUCCUCAUCCCCGUAUGUCGUACCUGCAGAAGAAGAUCCGUCUACUCACGCAGGCCGCAAUUCUUCCCAACCUCAACAACAAACACGAGUUCUAACGAAAAACACGCUGUCGCAAGCUCAGAAAGCCACGCGUUCCCUUCGCCAGAUUUCCGACCAUGCAAAGGCUGAGGAGCUGGCAAAAGCUCUUGAUGUUCUCCUUUCCCGCCACCGCACCGAGCUGGAAGAUUUCGCAAAAGCGCACAACACGAAACUGGAGUACAUCCAGAAACUCACCUCUCAGUCAAGCCACUACAAGCAAAAACGAGCCGUCACGAUUCAGAACGCAAAGUUACAUGCAAAAUCCCUGGAGGUCAACGGAGAUCUUGAACUCGGGGAUAGGAUCAAGGUGAAGGAACUUCGUCAACUAGUACAUGAUGACCCUACCUACCAGAACCUUACCGCAGAGGAGGAAGAACGGAUGAAGCAGGAUGUCUUGGAGCUUCGUGAGCAGAGGAAAACCGGCGCUCGUCCAACAAACAAGUCAGCAGCCCAAGACUACCGUGCGCAGAUGACGCAGAUGAACAAUGAGAUAAGUGCACUGUCUGACAGAACAGGAGCUGCAGUCGUCGCUUUCUUUAGCCGCUCCAACCUUGAAGACACGUUUGAGCCGAACUGGAUUUGCUCUCCCAAUGCCGCAAACUUCUCUCAAGAGGCAAUGAGCUACGGGAUGUGGGACAUUGCCCGGCUGUUGGAGCAGUGGGCAUGUGCAAAGGCGAAAGGUAGCCGCACCGUCGACACACUCUCGACGAUGCAGAAGGAAUGCAGCGCGAUCAUCAACGGCACUCUCAAAACGGUUUCGCAAUCACGACAGGCCCUCAUGAACUACGCCAACUACGAUACGAAGGUCGUUGAACGAUACCAGACCAAGCUCAUGGGCUGGACCUACCGUGAAUUCAAGAGCCCGUUCGACAUCCACACCAUCGACGAUGUUCGCACAUUACUGGAGGCACUUCAAUGCGGUAGGUGCUGUUGGGUAAGGAUGACCAGAAGCGACAUAAAUCACCACAAAGAUGACGUUAGCAAGAGAAUCGCAGCGGGUGAAAAGGUGGGGAAGGCAAGGCAGCCGAGGUCGGACAAAGGUGUCAAGAGGCCGCGGAAGAAAGCACCAGGGACAGGGGAAGGCGAGGACGAUGGGGCCCCACCAGCGAAGAAGCAGAAGAGGGGGAAAGCCGUGCCCGAGACGCGCGCUACGACAACCAAGAAAGCGCCCAAGAAAUCCAAGAAAUCCCAGCUGCCCCCCACCCGUCCCACCAGCAACGAGUUUGUUGAGAGCGAUGCUGAUGUUGAUAGUGCCUAG
Messenger RNA from Laccaria bicolor S238N-H82, 1347 nucleotides. RefSeq lists its product as uncharacterized. The transcript has 4 exons. The record is from RefSeq and is a predicted model, not a curated record. Bases 1 to 1347 code for a protein of 448 amino acids. Lineage: Eukaryota; Fungi; Basidiomycota; Agaricomycetes; Agaricales; Hydnangiaceae.